Messenger RNA from Suillus discolor, 984 nucleotides. RefSeq lists its product as uncharacterized. The record is from RefSeq and is a predicted model, not a curated record. The coding region runs from base 1 to 984 and encodes 327 amino acids. The transcript has 7 exons. Lineage: Eukaryota; Fungi; Basidiomycota; Agaricomycetes; Boletales; Suillaceae.
AUGUCUGUCUCACUCCGAUUUAUUAACAUCUCAAUUAGUCACUCAAAUACAACAAAAGCUGUCAUCAAGACUCGAGUGAUGGGCUAUGGGCUGCCUUCAUCAGGAACUCGUGUGGCUCUUCUUGACAGGCUGCGAAGUUUCUCAGUUAACAGGGAUGAGUGGAUAAUCCUAUUCGAACCAACAAAGAGGCGAAAACGCGGAGUACACACUGGUCGUAAAGGAAACUCACUCUCCUCGCAACAAAUUCAAUCCCAAUUUGGUGGGGAAGACACAAAUGUCACGCUGUACCAAAGUAAGAAGGGAAUUGACCGCAGGCAAAUUCAGCAUGGCACUGACUUGCGGCCUAUUAAUGGGGCUGUGUUGACAUCACACAUUGAUGGGGAGAGUCAGGACAAAGAUAUCAGAAGUGACAAAGCAACAGUGGAACCACAGGGAGAUAGCGAGGAGGACACUUUAGCACUCACACGUUAUGUACGGUGUUUCCAGCGCAGCCUUUUCAACUGCGUCGACGAAGUUGAGGACAAAAUUGACCAAAUGUUGCGCUUGCACACAAGCACAAGUCCAUCUGUCCCUCCUGAGACAGCAGCAGUCUUGAUUCCACCUCGAUAUUUUGCAUAUGACAAGUCUCAACUGCGAGGUCCACCACUCAUCCACUUCUCUAGGGACAUUGAGAGGCUCUGUUGUGAGUGGGAGUCAUCUGAUCUCCUUACUGUGAAUGGUCGUGGCAUUCCCAUCAAAUAUUGGGGAGAGUUCUUCAAAAAGUCGAAAACUCGCAGUGAAAACUCAGCCUGGGACUCAAUUAAAGUUGAAUGGGGGAACUGGAAGUUUAUUGCAGAGGAAUGGCAGUGUUUUCCAAGCGCUGAUGCAUUUCGGGGAGAAUAUUCGAACGCAACGACCCAAAGUAGACUCACCUACCAGCAGAUCCUCGACCGGUUGACUUUGCAUCGCAAAGAAAAUGCAGCGCAAGAUGCAGCUGAUGCAUGA